GAAAAACGGGUUAAACCCUGCCGCCUCUCGUUAAACACAACUUCUCUUCUCCGCGUUUCCGUCUCCGGCGCCAAAUCAAUGGAAAUCAACAAACAGUUGGGUUCUCCGGCAAGCUUCGUUGAUCAGACGGUGGUUCCUGGAGAUGUGGUGCUCGAUCUCUCGACCAUGACCAACAAAACCAUCAAGCUCGGCGGCGGUCUCCGUCAGGACUGUGAUUCCAUUUCUGUCAUGAAAGCUGGAAAGCUUAGGUCCUCGAAACCAAACAAAUAUUGGGUCGAAAGCUCUCAGAAAAGGUAUGUGCCUUGUGUGGAAGAUACCAUCCUUGGAAUCGCGGUGGACUCUAAAGCAGAUAAUUUUCUUGUUGACAUCAAAGGACCUGCAUUGGCAUUUUUGCCUGUCCUUGCAUUUGAAGGAGGAACUAGGAGGAAUAUACCAAAGUUUGAGGUAGGUACUCUUCUUUAUGUCAGGGUUGUGAAGGCAAAUAUUGGCAUGAAUCCUGAACUAUCAUGCACAGAUGCCAGUGGAAAAGCAGCAGAAUUUGGUCCCCUCAAAGAUGGAUUCAUGUUUGAAACUUCCAUUGGUCUAUCAAGAAUGCUGCUAAGUUCACCCACAUGUCCUGUUCUUGAGGCUCUGGGGAAGAAACUCUCCUUUGAGAUAGCAGUUGGUUUAAAUGGCCGGGUUUGGGUGAAUGCUGCCUCUCCGUAUACUGUUGUUGUUGUAGCUAAUGCAAUCAUGAAUUCAGAAUCUUUGAGCAGUACACAGCAGAUAAUUAUGGUGGACAACUUGCUUAAGAGCAUCCAGUGAACAUGACAUGGCAGUGAAGACUCAAUCAUUUGGUUGACAUACCUUGUACCAUUAGCUCCAUAUUACCAGCAUAUGAAAGGAGACUUGACUCAAAAUUACAAUGAGCACAACUAUGAAGACAGCAGCUCAUGCCCCCAUUUGCCUGACAAUGAGCAGUUAAGAGUCAUUUUUCCAGUUUUCUCUUUUAGAAUCACACUUGAAUGAGUCACUACAGCUUCAGUGGAACUGACUUUUCACUUUCCUUUCUCUGCAUUCAGUUUUAGAACAUUCAACACUGUAGCAUACUGCAUUUGAGGCUGAUCAAUGUUAAAGUUUCAUUUAACGAGAUUUUCUAGCUUUGACUGCAUGAAUUCAAAAGCACCUUGGAUCAUAUCUUCAUAAAUGCUUAGAUGGCAU
Messenger RNA from Rubroshorea leprosula, 1200 nucleotides. Lineage: Eukaryota; Viridiplantae; Streptophyta; Magnoliopsida; Malvales; Dipterocarpaceae. The record is from the annotation of a GenBank genome assembly.